AUGGACAACAACAACAACGCCAUGGACGACAGCGCUAUGAUGCGGUAUCUCUUGGGGAAGUAUGGAUUGACGGAUCUUGUGGGCAUGCUGCGGUCAAUGUCGGCAAACGAGCAAGGCAUGGUACCACCUGUCAGUUCCAGCAGCAACAGCCACAUCGCCGUGGCUUUCGAGGCCAACCCGAGUCCGAUCUCCUUUUCCGACGCCAGUUCCAUCACCGGCAGUCUCUACUCCACCUGUUCCGACACCUCAUCCUUCCACAGCCUGAGCCUCGCACCAUCUCCGGCGUCCAACCAAAAUGUCAUGCCGGGCCACAAUCCCGCACAAACCUCGUCGGUACGCUCUAUUGGCCGCAAGGUUGUCCGUCGAGCAGCAGGCGCAUCGAAACGUUCGAACUUGGGGGGGAUUGGCAGCGCGUGGGGAAACAAAAAGCAGGAUCCUUUCGAGUGUCCGUUUUGCGGGGAACGAGGGAUCACGGUCGAGAUCAAGCGAAAGAACGAUUUGAAACGCCACUUCCACGAGUUCCACACCAACCAUUCGGUUUGGACAUGCGCGGCUCCCGGCUGCGGCUUGCCGUUUGAGUGGAAAUCAGCAUACACUAACCACUUGAAAUCCUGCCACCAGGGUGUCGGGCCUUUGCCUGACGAUGCAAUGGCAAAGACGUGCCCGCAGGUUGUGUUUGCUUGCGGCUUCCAGGACUGCAAACGCAUUUUCGAGGCCCAGAGCGACGAGGAUGCCGACAAGAAGGCACACGAAUACUUCGCCCACGUUGCCGACCACUUUGACGGAGAUGGUUUGACGCAUCGCGAUUGGUCCUAUUCGGCUAGAUUUCGAAACCUGAUGCGCCAGUCUCCAGUCGACGAGGCGUGGAAACGCCGUGUUAAAAUGUCGUCCGAGUCGCCUGCUUGGCAGGCACUGUCGUCCUUCACGCUACGAAAGAUGCUCGAGUGUCGCCAUAUCUCGGAUGUUCAGCAGUUUGUGCAAUGCGCUUCGGCAAUGGGAUACGCAAAGAAGGACACGCAGCCUGCUCUACCACCUGGAUUCUUCAUUCCGAUUCGUGCCACAUGCCAAAUGGCCUCGGUCAACCACCGCGCCAAUCGCAGCCAGACUAGUCUCGACCAACAGCUUCAACAGCACCAGCAACAUCAACACCAGCAACACCCGCAGCAACACCAGCAGCAACACCAACACCAUCAGCAGCAGGGCGUUGACAUACCCGACUUUAGUCCUUUCGAGACACCACUGCCUACCUUCCCCAAGGUAGAGGAAGAUGCCCAGAGCAUGUCCAAGAUAAGCAUGGUGCCGGCGCCACUAAGCUUCACGCCUCAAAGUCUCCCGUCGGAUGCCGGCUCCUGGACUUCACAGGAUCCACAAUCUGCCAUGACAACUGCGCAAGAUCUCUCUAACACGUCAUUCCUAUUCCUGGACCCUGACGACACCAUCAUGAGCACACCCAACAUGCCCAACAUGCCACUUCCGACGGCGCCGACGAAUUCUUUCGGCUACUGGACGGAUCUCCUCGCCCAAAGCAACGGCUACUCAAACAUGUCCGCAUCUAUGGUCGUCCCAGGUGACCAGCAGCAGCAGCACGGUCACAUGCACCAGCAGCAACACUAUACGACAUCAAGAGCCCCGGACCCACCUAUCGGCCUUGACAUGCAGCAAGGACAGCAGCAGGGCGGUAUGUCCCAGGCGUCACAGAAGCGGCGAUGGAGCAUGCGAACCUCUAGCUCUGGCCAGACGGUCAGGCCUCCCCGCGAAAGCGCCCAGGGCGUGCCGUACAGAGACUCAACCUUGACCACAGCCACCGAAUCACGACCUGGCUCGAUCAUGUCCAGUGUCUUCCACUUUGGCGGAUCAUAG
Molecule: messenger RNA, 1860 nt
Organism: Diaporthe citri
Lineage: Eukaryota; Fungi; Ascomycota; Sordariomycetes; Diaporthales; Diaporthaceae
Exons: 3
Coding region: 1-1860 (619 amino acids)
Biological process (GO): regulation of transcription by RNA polymerase II
Cellular component (GO): nucleus
Molecular function (GO): transcription cis-regulatory region binding
Source: RefSeq, a predicted model, not a curated record